Toxoplasma gondii ME49 is the source of this 624-nucleotide messenger RNA. RefSeq lists its product as hypothetical. The coding region runs from base 114 to 443 and encodes 109 amino acids. The transcript has a single exon. NCBI's taxonomy places the organism in Eukaryota, Apicomplexa, Conoidasida, Eucoccidiorida, Sarcocystidae. The record is from RefSeq and is a predicted model, not a curated record.
UCACUUUUUCUCUGUCUUCUCUUUCUCUUCAGGCGACAACUCGGGAGAUUUAACGCUGUGAAUCCGCUGUUCCCGCGCUGUCCAUCGCUUCUCUGCUGCGGGGCCUGCGCUGCAUGCGCGAACUUUCCCUGCUCCUCUCCGAACUCGUCGCUCGGCUUCCUCCUUCCCCUGUCUCCUUUCUUGCUCUCUGCCGCGCAGUCGUGAGCCAGGAGGGUCUCUCCGUCUUCUCUUGGAUUCCCUGGCGAUCUGCUGACCGGGCACAGUUCGAGCUGUAUGUACACCCGACAGCUGCGGAAGUUCCGCCUCCGCGCAACUCGGGCUUGCGCGCGACUCCCAAGGGAAGCACGAAGCACAAGGGAGAAGGCCUUUUCGCCUCCUUCGCGGGCCAAACUUCGUCACAGAAAGGCUUUCUUGUCCGAUACAAAGACGACCUUCGCCCGUAGGCGGACGCUGCAGUCGGUCCUCGACCUUUUCUGUUUGGGUCGGACCGCAGGACGCACAUGCAGCACACAGCUGUGCAUCAAUGCAUUUUUUCGAGUACAAACGCACCCGCAGGGCCGUCUGGAAUCUGCUGUGGACCUGUAAAGCACAAAUCGGUACGCAGGUGGAGGUGAGGGUCGAGAG